This is a messenger RNA of Paramormyrops kingsleyae, 3595 nucleotides long. The record is from RefSeq and is a predicted model, not a curated record. Lineage: Eukaryota; Metazoa; Chordata; Actinopteri; Osteoglossiformes; Mormyridae.
UUUAAUUUCAUUAAACAUAUUUCCAGCUGUUAAGUUAUUCUGGGUUCUAUUUUCCAACCAUUUAAAACGAAUCUUAUGGUUGAUUUUCAUUUUUGACGUUGAAUAAUUAAAUAAUAAAAUCUAAUUUUUAGUGAUUUACCAUGAUACAUGACCAGCAUUUCAUUGAUUCUUUUAAUAUUGAACAUGAUCAGUCCUUUCGGAUGCCAGUCCAACACGAAUGGAAUUGCAAGACGACCUGCAUUCGGUGAUCUCAAUGCAGGUUAAACGAAUUGAAAACUCAAUUGUCCAGUAUUACAAAUGACAUACUGAAUUUAUAGCUAUAGGCAUACUUAUAAUUGUAAUCAAGUAUUGUUUGUUUAAAGCAGCAAAAAUUGUUAUUUUUGGUUAAUUCGCCGACAUUAUAUUUAACCAGAUAUUCAAAAUACUUUGUUUCCUUGUUUAUUAUAACUAUAGCUACCUACGAGUACAGAAACAAUGUUGAAAAGUAGUAUAAAACAAUAUUAUACAAUUCAAGUGUUACAUUCUAGCAACUUGUUCCGUAUUACACAAAUAAGCUAAUCGAACGAAACCACUUCGUCACAGAUGGGGAUAGCCGUAAAUAUACAGGUAUCUAAAAUCUUUUCAGCGACAAAUAUUAGGAGAUGAUAUUUCAGAUCAACUAAAUACUUCUUAUGCAUCAGCUUUAUGUCGAAAAAUCGCGUGCAUGUUGCCGUAAUACCUGGUAAAUUUAAAUUUUCAAAAAUGGUAGAUUCCCCUUAUGUUGUUUUGUCCUGCCGAACUUUCACCCCGGUCCCUGUCGUAACUGAAGGGUGGAGAAAAGCUGCCGCUAACGUAUCGGCUCAUUGUCUGACUGAGACUGGACGCGAACCGCAGACAUGGAAGAACCGCGGGAUAUUCAAAACUUCCGAAGAAAUGAAAGAAUCAGAGCAACUGUAUCGUCCUGUUCUUCACUUAAUAUGGAAAUAAAAAGAAAGAAAAUCAGACAGAGCAGUUUGUUUUUACACAAUGAGGAAAGCAAGAUUCAAGAGAAAAUAGACUUUGAAAUACGAAUGCGUGACGGAGCAUACAAGCUGUUGGGGGCCAGCACCAAGAGAGAGCAAAUCUUAAGUGUUUCCAAGAACCUCCUUACAUGUAAUACUCGCAUAAAGGCAUACUUGACUGAGCUACAGAACAAGAAAGAUUUGGAAACCAAGUUCACAAGAAGAUUAUCAGGUCAAGCUUGCAACAAUCGUCUGGCUUGCAAAGGAAAAGUUGCAAUAUCAGGGCUAAGAAUACCGCUGCUGUGGAAAGAUUCAGAUCACUUCAAUAACAAAGGAAGUUCUCGGAAAGUUGCUGUGUUUUGCUUAAUGAAAGUUGAAGCAGAAGUUUUUGACACGGAGAUGGUGAUUGUAGACAGAUCCGUAACAGAUAUAUGUUUUGAAGGCUUAACACUUUUUAAUGAGGCCAGGCCCCAUUUUGACUUGUCUCUGGAGAUUUACAGCUGUAAUAUGGAAGAAGAAAGAUCCUUGAUGAACACACCUAAAAAAUUAGCCAGAAAAUUUCGUACAUCAUUUGGCAAAUCAACGGGGAAAAGAGCAUGCCAUCUGGUGGAAGGCGCUGAUCCUGAAACAUUCCUGCAGUACAACCCAAUACCCCCGGAUGCCAGUUACAGCCUGCUGGCCUACGCCACGCUGCACUUGGAACAGGCAGAAGGCACUUUUCAGUCACACUCGCUGGUAGUCAUGCAGAAUGAGGAAUCCUCCUCCUGGUUGCCUUUGUAUGGAAAUUUGUGCUGCCGAUUAGUCGCGCAGCCGGACUGCAUGACCCAACCAAUGAUGAGCGGCUUCUUGAGUCAGCAGCAAAACAUUGACGGGGCCGUCAGAUGUUGCGACUUCUUCUGCGUGCUUAAAGCCGCUAAUCUAUCUUGCUACUAUACCCCAGAGGAAAUUGAGGCCAAAGUGGAACCUUCACUUGUCAUUCCUGUCAACAAGGAGACCAGGAUACGCAUGGUACCAAAGGAACUGCAGAAAAGGCCCAACCACUUGGUAAUUAUCAACCCAGUUGUUGAAGAAGCUGAGACGUACAUAUUUACAGCAGAGAACAAAGAGGACUUGGAGAAAUGGAUGGAGGCUUUCCAGCAGCACUUCUAUGACCAAGACCAAUGGCGGCACUGUUGUAAUGAACUCUUGGAAAUUGAUAUCGCAUCUCCGAGGAAACCUCCACUCUUCCUGACAAAACCUGCUGAAUCAGUCUACAAUGACCUCAGUAUCAGCUCCCCCAGUAAGUUUGAGAGCUUGACUGAUAUUAUCCACAAUAAAAUCGAGGAAACAGGAGGCCGCUUCCUCAUUGAUCAGGAGAAGGAGACAGAGCCACCUCACUGGGCUGCCCUAUUUGAGGGUUCCUGCCCCAUGGUGGUGCAGAAGACUGUGCUGUCUCCAGGCAAAGAGAGCCAACCCAGUCCCAAAAUCAUCAAGAAGCGCCGUGCCCCACCCCCGCCGCCUGGCAAGGAGCCAUUUGCGCUGGGCCGCUGCAGCAGUCAUCAGUUAGAGAAGGAGAACUCCAAAAAGAAGCCCUGGACACGAACAGGCAGGCCAUCCCUGGAUAACAAAUUCUCUGCUAUCAUCCAGCAGCUGCAGAAGAACCAAGAACCUGCUCGCAAAACAGCCCCCCUUGGUCUUAUAGGUAUAGUGGAGCAGGAUUGUGAGAACCAGAUACCUGACCACCUCUCAAGACCUGUGCCAGCUCCACGCCAGAGACUCAGGUCCUUCAGGGAGAAGAUGAACCACAAAGAUUGGUGACUAACUUAAGAAGCACAAGAACCCUGGCCAUACCUUGGUGAUAGAUCCAGGUAGUUUCAUAUCUGUCCUGCUUUAGCCUUUCUAUUUUAAUGUUUUUUUUGUUGUUGAUCAUGUAAAUGGUGUACAUGAUGAAAAAUCUUCAGAAUUAGUCUGUUAGACCAUACAAUACUACACCGCAGUAUAUUACUAGGGGAUCUAUUUUCUUUAUAGGUAGUUUUGUUGUUUUAUGGUAAAUGUUUACUGUUUAUAGCAUAAACUGAAAUCAUACACAGAUUAAGUAGCAUAUCAUUGCCUUAAGUGUAGACUGUAAACCAAAAAGUUUAGUAAUAAAGGGUUUUGUCACAGAACUGAAACUGCUAAUCUCUUUCCAGUUUAUGUAACAUUUCCUCUGAAAUUCAGAAGCUUUUACACAAAGUAUAUCUUUACUGUCCUAAGAAUUAUUUUUCUCUGGCACUGUGAGUCCGUGGUUUUACAGUGGUGAUGCAGAAUACUUUACAUAUGUACUCAUUACAAAUGAGCUUGUUUACUGGAAAUUAUUGCUUGUUUUUAGCAAGUCUAGUCAUGGUUUAUUAUGGGCACAGAAAGAACAGAAUGUGACAUAGUGGAUGUUUAAAAGCAUUCUGUACAAUUAACUCUUUCUUCAUGUGAACAGACAGCAGUAUACACCUUUUACAAGCCAGUAAUUUAAAUAUGAACAUCUCCAAUAUGAACAUUCCUUCAGUGUGUAUUGCAAAUUUUUGUUUGGAGUGAAAGUGCUUUUCUCAAUGCAUUUUAAUGUUUCUUGGCUAUAAAUAUCAAUAAAAACCAUUGGAGCCCCA